AUGUCCUCCGUCACGACGAUCGAGACUACUACAUCAUCCUCCGCUCUGAACACGGAGAAAGCCAGCGAUGGCCAGGUGAAAAGAUUGCAUCAUAUUCCAUACCCUAAGACCAAAGAGGGGGAACGAACAUGGCUCCUUGGGCAGAUGGCAGCCGCAUUUCGCAUAUUUGCCAAACUCGGCUUCGCUGAUGGGAGCAGUGGGCACAUUAGCUUGCGAGAUCCUGUGGAGCCACAUACAUUCUGGAUCAACCCUUACGCUGUGCACUUUGCGUUGCUCAAAGUCUCUGAUAUGGUUCGAGUGGACAAGCAAGGAAAUCGCGUGGAUGGCGCAAAUAAGCCUGUCAAUGCAGCAGGUUUCAUGAUUCAUUCCGCGAUUCAUAAGAGGCGACCGGACAUUCAUGCUGCAUCCCAUAUGCAUAGUCCAUAUGGGAGAGCAUGGAGCACAUUUGGAAGAGGAAUCGACAUGUUGAAUCAAGAUUCUUGCAUGUUCUACGACGAUCUGUCCGUCUAUCCCGCCUUUGGGGGGGUGGUCUUUGCCCAAGGGGAAGGCGAACGAAUCGCCGAGUACCUUGGUCCCAAAAAUAAGAACCUGAUAAUGCAAAACCAUGGGCUUCUCACCUCAGGUGGAACGGUAGCUGAGGCGGCUGCCUUUUUCAUCGCUCUGGAAAGAGCGUGUCAGUCUCAGCUCCUAGUGGAGGCAUCAGUCGCGCCUGGAUCUGUGGGUGGCACCUCGGGAGAAUUAAGAAAGACACUUGUUGACGAUGAAACUGCGCUGUAUACAAAAAAAGGAACAGGCACCCCCGAGGCAAUGUUCAUGCAGUUUGAGCCUGAGUAUCAACUUGUACUGGUGGAAACUAACGGAGACUUCUUGAAAUAA
This is a messenger RNA of Penicillium canariense, 876 nucleotides long. RefSeq lists its product as uncharacterized. NCBI's taxonomy places the organism in Eukaryota, Fungi, Ascomycota, Eurotiomycetes, Eurotiales, Aspergillaceae. The transcript has 3 exons. The record is from RefSeq and is a predicted model, not a curated record. The coding region runs from base 1 to 876 and encodes 291 amino acids. Gene Ontology annotation, cellular component: cytoskeleton. Gene Ontology annotation, molecular function: actin filament binding.